UCAGCCCUCGUCUGCACCCAUCAUGCUUCGCGGACAGCCCCAGUCACCCGGGCUUCCCUUCCGGAUUCAGUAGUGGGGAAGCGGCGGCGUCCUGGGUUGGGUGUCGGCGAGGGAAGGUUGUUUUGUUGAUGCGAGGGAAAGUGGGGGGGAAGGUAGGGCCGAGCCGCACGCUGGAGGACCGCUAUGAGCCUCCAGCCCUGUCGGACCGCUCUGUGGCUUCCCGCCCUCCUCUGUCUGGUGUCGGGGCUCCGGGCUCCUGGGUCGGAGGCGCGGAAACACUCGCCCCAUCUCGUGGAGCAGCGCCGAGGAAAACAUCGACCGCCGCACUUUGAAAGUCUAGAAUCUAUUCUCUCAGACUAUGACAUUCUUUCUGCGUCCGAUAUCCAACAGCACUCCUUAAGAAGAAGAGACCUGCAGCCCGAGUCCCACAUAGAGCGACUCUUGAACUUUUCAGCAUUUCAUAGACGUUUUGAAUUAUACUUAACAUCCUCAGUAGAACGUUUUCCCCAAAACUUCCAAGCAGUUAUAAUGGAUGGCCAAGGCAAGGAAAGAGAGUAUCAUGUACAAUGGCAAGAAUUUUUCAGAGGACAUGUUGUAGGUAAGAAAAAUUCCAAGGUCAUUGCACAUAUAAGUGAGGAAGACUUCACAGCGAGGAUAAAUACUGAUGCAAAAGAAUAUAAUAUUGAGCCCCUGUGGAGGUUUCUUAAUAGUUCGAAGGAUAAAAGACUUUUGGUCUACAAAUCAGAAGACAUUAAGGAUGUUUCACGUUUACAAUCUCCAAAAGUGUGUGGUUACAUUAAGUUAGAAGAUGAAGACCUGAUGGGUACAGGGACAAAGGGCAGUGUAUCAAAUGAAAGGAAAGUCUCUCGGCGAAAAAGAGCUAUCCCAGAUCCCUUCAGGAACACCUGCAGAAUGUUAGUAGUAGCAGAUCAUCGCUUUUUUAAGCACAUGGGCAGAGAAGAAGAAAGCACUACCAUUAACUACUUGAUUGAGUUAAUAGACAGAGUGGAUGACAUAUAUCGCAAUACCUCGUGGGACAAUGAGAAUUUUAAAGGAUAUGGCAUACAAAUAGAACAGAUUAUUGUUCAUAGUGAUCCUCAGAAUGUAUCCGCUGGGGAAAGACAUUAUAACAUGGCAAAAAGUCAGCCAAAUGAAGCGAAGGAUGCUUGGGAAGUAAAGGACCUGUUGGAGCAAUUCAGCUAUGAUAUAGCUGAGAAGGCAGCUCAUGUGUGCCUUGCACACCUCUUUACAUACCAAGACUUUGACAUGGGCACUCUUGGAUUGGCGUAUGUUGGCUCUCAAAGACAAAACAGCCAUGGUGGGAUCUGUCCCAAAGCAUAUUACAAUGCAGCUGCUGGGAAGGAUGUCUACCUCAACAGUGGCUUAACCAGCACAAAGAACUAUGGCAAAACUAUCCUUACUAAGGAAGCAGACCUCGUGACCACUCAUGAGCUAGGGCACAACUUUGGAGCAGAGCAUGAUCCUGAUGGACUGCCAGAGUGUGCUCCAACUGAAGAUCAGGGAGGGAAAUAUGUUAUGUAUCCAAUUGCUGUGAGUGGAGAUCAUGAAAACAACAAGAUGUUUUCAAGCUGCAGUAAAGAAUCCAUCCUUCGGACUAUUGAAACCAAAGCCCCGGAGUGCUUCAAAGAGCACAACAACAAAGUGUGUGGCAAUUCCAGAGUGGAUGAAGGCGAGGAGUGUGACCCUGGCCUCUUGCAUCGGUACAUUGAUCCUUGCUGCACAUCUGAAUGCACACUGAAGCCAAAUGCAACAUGUAGUGAUCGGAACAGCCCCUGCUGUAAAGGAUGCCAGUUUGAAAGUGCACAGAAGAAGUGCCAAGAAGCCAUCAAUGCUACUUGUAAGGGAGAGUCCUAUUGCACAGGCAAUAGCAGUGAGUGCCCUCCUCCUGGGAAUGCUCCGGAUGACACAGUCUGUGUGGACUUGGGAAAGUGCAAAGAUGGGGGAUGCGUCCCAUUCUGUGAGAGGGAAAAGAACCUAAGUUCAUGCGCUUGUAACGAAACGGACCAUUCCUGCAAGGUCUGCUGUCGAGAUGAACAUGGGAGAUGCAGUCCGUAUGUGGAUUUCAACCAGAAUUUCUUAUACUUGAGGAAGGGGAAGCCGUGCACUGUGGGAUUCUGUGACAUGAAUGGUAAAUGUGAGAAGCGAGUACAGGAUGUGAUUGAACGACUUUGGGUUUUCAUCGAUCAACUUAGCAUCAAUACAUUUGGAAAAUUUCUAGCAGACAACAUAGUAGGGUCUGUGGUUGUAUUCUCCUUGCUGUUUUGGAUUCCUCUGAGCAUUCUUGUACAUUGUGUGGACAAAAAGUUGGAUAAGCAAUAUGAAGAGAACACCAAGUCUCUUUUUGGCCCCAGUAAUGUGGAAAUGCUCAGCAGCAUGGACUCAGCGUCGGUCCGAAUUGUCAAACCAUUUCCUGCUGCACCAUCUACGAGUCGCCACCAGCCCCUGCAGCCUGUGGUGCCAGUGCCUGUGGCAGCAGUGGUCCCCAAACUGGACCACCAGAGGAUGGACACCAUUCAAGAGGACCCAAGCACAGACUCUCACAUGGAAGACGACUGUUUCGAGAAGGAUCCUUUCCCAAACAACAGCACAACUGCCAAAUCAUUCGAGGACCUGACAGAUAACCCUGUCACGAGGAGUGAGAAAGCGUCAUCCUUCAAACUACAACGGCAACACAGAGUGGACAGCAAGGAAACAGAGUGCUAGUCUGUCUCUCUGUCUUUUGAGCUUUCGGCUCCGUGUUCUACGUCUUGAUCUAAAGCCAUUUCAUUAGUCAAAUACAGUGUGUGUGUGUAUAUAUAUGUAUGUGUAUAUAUAUUGAGAAGGGAAACAAGGAGGUGACUUACUGCAGAUGCUGGCCAUGUGUAUGAUCUUCCUUAGUUUCAAUAUAUGAGACCCCACUUAAAGAAAAGAAACUAAAGCCUCAGAGUUUAUUGAAUCUUUUUUGAUUUUUUUCUAUAGUCUUGAGUUGAACAUUUCCUUCAGCCUGUGGCGUAAUCUGCCUGACACUAGAUUGUACAUGUUAAUAUUUUUAUAAUGUACAGUUUUGUAGUUGAACAACACUGAUAGACCGUUUUCAUCUUCUUAAUAUGAAAGCCCCAACCCAGUUAUAGUUGGUUUUGACUGACUUCAGCUGGAAUGCGGCUGAACCAUUUAGUGACUUCUUAGAUUAGAGCAUUUAGCAAUUAACAUACCCAAAUAAUUAAAAAAAAACCCAGUAUUUUUCUUUUUAAAUGAGGGUGAACAUUUUGCCAAUUGAGGUUUCUAAGGUGCAAAGUGAAUGUGUGAUAGGGACUGGUGCAGUAGUGAUGUGCUUAAAUGCAGAUCUGAGUCUAAGAAUACUUUUGUGGUAAUUGGCCAGAAACCAGUAGUGACUUUGACAACUUUAAGCCCAUUGAUUUUAGCAGGAUUUAGAGAGGUGUAACUGUGCGCUGGAUUGUGGACUCUAUUAUAAAGUAAAAUGGGUGAUGUUGACCCUUUCAGUUGUGGAGGGAGAACCUGAUUUAGGGAUAAAAAAUUUUGACUGCUGAUCAUGGCUUUCAUAUGAUGUAAGUGCAAAAACAGAUUGCAGUUUUUAGGCACGAACUUUGUUUUGAGUUGCAGUCUAUUUAGCACUGCACGUUGGUAGCUCUAGUUUAUUUCAGUGAAGAUUUCUUUAAAAAUUUGCUCACUCAAUUCUGUGCUUUGGCCCCGAUAUAACAUGGGGUGAUUCCCCAGGCGGAAAAAAUGCUGCUGCACAUGGAUUCUCCUUCGUGCCCCUACCCAGGCUUGCAUGGAUAGUUUCGCCCCUUAUCCAGAGAUUCUUGAUGGCGAAUUCAUGGAAAGGCAGUGACUGUGGUGCAGAGAGACUACAAAUGCCUCAUUCUCCACCUGCUAGUGAAGGCUGGAAGAAAUCUGAUCUCUGGAUCAGAGCACAAGUUUUUUAGAAACACGUGGACAGUAACAGUGAAAACAAUAAUGUAUUUCUGUUUGGACCGCUAUUUUGAGGGGGGGUGGUUUACAAUUCCUUUACCAUACUCGUAAGUUUGAUUUGUAUAAAACAUGAGCUGGAUCAGAUGUCUGCUACAAGUAGAAAGAGCGCAUGGCCUUAAUUAUGAGACAUUUGUAUUUACAUAUCUGAUAGAAAUUAACCAAACCUGUGACAAAUGUGCAUUUUUUUCAUGGAUACUUGUUACACUAAUACUUGAAUUUGUGCCUUUUGGGUAUUUGUUUCUAUAACCUAAUAAUUUUAGAUUUCAUACAUAGUAGAGAACUUUGUGAGAGGAGUAUAAAAACUCCCAGUACAAUGUAAUAAAAUCAGUUUUUACAGAA
This is a messenger RNA of Heteronotia binoei (common prickly gecko), 4329 nucleotides long. It is a transcript of the gene ADAM17, whose product is annotated as ADAM metallopeptidase domain 17. The record is from RefSeq and is a predicted model, not a curated record. The transcript has 19 exons. Lineage: Eukaryota; Metazoa; Chordata; Lepidosauria; Squamata; Gekkonidae. Gene Ontology annotation, biological process: membrane protein ectodomain proteolysis; Notch signaling pathway. Gene Ontology annotation, cellular component: plasma membrane. Gene Ontology annotation, molecular function: metalloendopeptidase activity. The coding region runs from base 184 to 2724 and encodes 846 amino acids.